Molecule: messenger RNA, 2529 nt
Organism: Psammomys obesus (fat sand rat)
Lineage: Eukaryota; Metazoa; Chordata; Mammalia; Rodentia; Muridae
Gene: Enpp5
Product: ectonucleotide pyrophosphatase/phosphodiesterase family member 5
Exons: 4
Coding region: 166-1599 (477 amino acids)
Source: RefSeq, a predicted model, not a curated record
GCAGCGCCGAAGGGUCAGGUGCUUUGCGCUGGGACUCGGUGCAGGUGAGGCAACGGGAUCCGCCAGCUCCCCUUGCUCCUGCCACCCCUUGGCCCCAACAGCUCCAGGACAGACCCGAUCGCAGCGCGGGAUUACCUGAUGCUGAGCUGAUCAAGGGCUUUGAAGAUGAUUCUGAAGUUUCUCGUGGUGUCUUGCACGCUGUCUGCCCUAUCUUAUUCAGCUACGUUUUCCCUCCACCCUGAGCAGCAGAAGGUUCUAGUCGUUUCGUUUGAUGGAUUCCGCUGGGAUUACAUCUAUAAAGUUCCGACACCUCAUUUUCAUUAUGUCAUGAAAUACGGUGUUCACGUGGAGCAAGUCACUAAUGUUUUCAUCACAAAGACCUACCCCAACCAUUACACUCUGGUCACUGGUCUCUUUGCAGAGAACCAUGGGAUUGUUGCAAAUGACAUGUUUGAUCCUAUUCUGAACAAGUCUUUCUCCCUGGAGCACAUGAAUAUUUAUGACUCUGAGUUUUGGAAAGAAGCCUUACCAAUAUGGAUCACGAACCAGAGGGCAGGGCACGCUAGUGGCGCGGCCAUGUGGCCGGGGACAGACGUAAAGAUCCAUGAGACUUACCCUACCUACUACCUACCUUACAAUGAGUCUGUUUCCUUUGAGGACAGAGUUGCCAAAAUCAUUGAAUGGUUUACAGCCAAGGACCCCAUCAAUCUCGGCCUUCUCUACUGGGAAGAGCCUGAUGACACAGGCCAUGAUGUGGGCCCUGACAGCCCUCUCAUGGGGCCUGUUAUUGCGGACAUUGACCGCAAGUUAGGGUAUCUGAUUAAGAUGCUGAAAAGGGCAAAGUUAUGGAAUAAUGUCAACCUAAUCAUCACGAGUGACCAUGGGAUGACCCAGUGCUCCAAACAGAGGGUGAUAGAACUCGACCGCUAUCUGGACAAAGACCACUAUACCCUGAUUGACCACUCACCUGUAGCUGCCAUCCUGCCAAAAGAAGGUAAAUUUGAUGAAGUCUAUGACGCACUGGCCAGUGCCCAUCCUAAUCUAACAGUCUACAAAAAGGAGGAGAUUCCGGAAAGAUGGCAUUACAAGCACAAUGACCGCGUCCAGCCGAUCGUAGCGGUGGCCGACGAAGGGUGGCAUAUUUUGCAGAAUAAGUCAGAUGAUUUCCUGUUAGGCAACCAUGGUUAUGAUAAUGCAUUAGCAGAAAUGCAUCCAAUAUUUUUAGCCCACGGUCCUGCCUUCAGAAAGAAUUUCACAAAAGAAGCCAUGAACUCCACAGAUCUGUACCCACUGCUCUGCCACCUCCUCAAUAUCACCGCCCUGCCACACAAUGGAUCAUUCAGGAAUGUCCAGGAUCUUCUCAGUUCUGCAACUCCAAAAGCAAUUCCUUACACACAGAGUACCACACUCCUCCUUGGUAGUGACAAGCCAGGAGAAUAUGAGCAAGAGGAGUCGUACCCUUAUUACAUAGGCAUCACUCUUGGCAGUGUUAUAGCCAUUGUAUUCUUUGUAGUUCUCAUUAAACAUUUACUCCACAAUCAAGCGCCAGCUUUACAUUAUAUGCAGAUCGAAGUUGCCCAGCCAUUGCUACAAGCUUAGUGCUUCUUUGACAUGGAAUUGCGUAUUGAAGUGGAGGUUGCAAAAUCAUAUCAGUGGUGACCCUUCAACUUCUAGGAAGCUAGCUGCAGACAUCUGCCUAGGCCAUCAAGCAGUUAAUUCGUAUGUGGGCACAGUCACACGGACAUACAUGCACACACAGAUCGAAACACUCCUGCCUGCAAAUGAUCAAAGGCGUAAGAGUACCCCUCCGCGGCUUUUUCUGGCGUAGUAGGUAGAUCAUGCCCUAUUUGGGGUUGGCACACAUAAUGUACAUACUUAACAACUUUGCACAAUUGAAAGUACCGAAGAUGUUGUACUUUACGAUGCUACUAUGUACUUUUCCUCUGAAAUGCACUUUAUAACUCUGUCUAGUAACUUGGUUGAAAACGACAACCUUUUGCAUCUCUCUCGCCAAAUACUAGCAUUUCAUGUACAGACUGAAGGAAGUUUCUAGCAAUUCCUGAAUAACGUAGAAAUCUGUCUCCUUAAGUGGGAGGAGGAGGAGAAAAUGAAAGUGCUGAAGAGUGGGAUCAAGUUUGUAGCCUGCAUUUUGGAGCCAUGCGUUUCCAUCAGCGGGUUGCAUUGUGGGCAUUUCUAGCUAUACUUCCUCACCAAGGACCAAAGUUUUCAUUUGCUUCUUCCCUCCUAUAGAUUCAAAUACUGAAAGAUGCAUUCUAAAGAUCUUGUUUCUAUACAUUGGUUAUUGCUCCUUGUUGAUGAAUUCCUGGUUCCAUAAUGAGGAUGCCAUGUGCAUAGAUUUCUUUUCUGUGUAGUAUAGCAGUGGCCUGAAGAGCAGGGACCAGACAGCAUCUCUGCAGUGUUUUGGUUUUUGUUUUUGUUUUUGUUUUUUUUUUCUUGCCUGUCAUUAUUUGCUUCUCUGAAAACAACACUAUUAAACACAUUAAAAAUCAAGUGAGAUUUAACAAAAUA